This is a messenger RNA of Acyrthosiphon pisum (pea aphid), 1827 nucleotides long. Its product is annotated as sentrin-specific protease 1-like. NCBI's taxonomy places the organism in Eukaryota, Metazoa, Arthropoda, Insecta, Hemiptera, Aphididae. The transcript has 2 exons. Gene Ontology annotation, molecular function: deSUMOylase activity. Gene Ontology annotation, biological process: protein desumoylation; proteolysis. The coding region runs from base 621 to 1271 and encodes 216 amino acids. Gene Ontology annotation, cellular component: nucleus. The record is from RefSeq and is a predicted model, not a curated record.
CCUCAAGUCAAAAGUUGAAAUUGCGCCUAUGGAAUUGUAUGAAUUAUAUUCCAUGUUAUUUUUUCUAGGAAUAUUUUUUCAUGGAACAUUCAAUAUGGUUUUCUAAUAGUUGUUGUGAUCAUUGAUAACAGUAAAAGACCCCUUGAGUGGCUAAGCCGCAUUCUGUGAAAGUGGGGACAGGGGUUAGAGAGUACAAAAUGGCGAAUAGGUACUGAUUAGAGAUUUGCGACCGAGUGUAUUAAUAUUAGUAUUUACUGUGUAUUGGUAAUUUGUAAUUUGUCAGUACUUGUGAGUUUGUGGAUUACCGCUGUCCAGUGUCCACUUUGCAUUCGUUGUUAGUUUAGUGCUGAGUUACCAAGUCCGUGAUUGUGAUUACUUUAACUGAAUUUUUAGCGUUUAAUCUUAAAGUUGACGUUUCCAAAUUUACAAUAAUUAUUGACUUUUUUUCUCAUAUUGUUCUAACGUUUAUGAUAUAAGAUUUAAGUGACCCAAACAUUUUAAUAAUUAAAUAAACUUAGAUCGACAAUUUUAUAUCCAGAUUCGAGAAGAAUACUUUUUAGUUAUUACCUACCAACCUAUAUACUUUGGUGUAUUUGAUCUAAAAGGUUUAGAACAGAAAUAUGGAUCGAUUUAAAUGGAAAAACCAGAGUAAUUCAAAUAUACAAUUAGUUAAAGUAGAAAAAAAUUUGCAGUAUAUUGAAAUUAAUGGAUGUUUACCCGAUACACUUGUGAAUAAAUACAUGGAUUUGAUUACAAAAUUUUCUCCCAAUAAAUAUUACGCGUUUAAUACACAUUUUUUUACGGCCUUUGAUAUGUACGGAUUUUCACGUAUUCAUCGGUGGACAAAAAAUAUUGAUAUAUUCUCAAAAAAAAGACUGUUUAUCCCUAUUUAUUUAAAAUCAAAAGAGAUGUGGAGUUUAAUUUAUGUUAACUUUAAACACAAAUCAAUUAGAUAUUAUGAUAGCCAUGGAAAUCAUGGUUUGAAAUACCAAAGAUUAAUAUUGAAAUAUUUGAAGUUGGAAUAUCUGAUGAAAAAAGGAAAAUUCUUUCCUUCAGCUGGUUGGAAGUAUACUAAUUUGAAUAGUUUAGAUGAUGCAUAUAAGUGUUGGGAUAGUGGAAUAUUUUUGUGUUUAGUUGCACAUCACUUCGCACUGAACUUUUCAAAAGAUGCUACAUUGCCUUUUUCUUCAAAAGCCGCUGGUGGUGAAAAAGUGAAUAGGGAAAGAAUUGAGCGUGAACUUAUUAAUGACACUAUUAGAAAUUACGCUUAAAAAAUAACAUGUUUUGUAUGUUUGGUAUGUGUUAUUUAUGUUUAAACACACAUAUGCAUAGUUUUAAUGUGAAUAAACUAAUAACUAAUAUAUAAUUAUAUUUUGGCAAAUUUAUAAUGUAAUUCUUUAUUGUUAAUUGUUAUUUCACACUUUAUACAAAUACAAAUAUAAUUUUAUGAUUGUAUAAUAAAUUGUAAUUUAUUAUUGUAAAGUAAUAUUAAUUUAUGAAUAAGUCAUAUUUUUUUAACUUUAAUUAUUCAAUUUACUUAAGCUGUAUUUUAUAAUUGAAAACUGUUAAAUUAGAUACAUUGAUUUUGCAGUAAGCAAAUAACUAACUAAUUUUAUAAUUAAGUGUAUUAAUUACACUUGUCUUCCAAUUAAUUUAUUUUGUGUUCAAACAAUUAGUCCCACAAUUAGUUAUCUCGGAAAAUUUGAUUAAUUAUUAUGUGUACUGAAUAAUAAUGUAUAAUAGUAUAUUUAUGUUAUUGCAAAUAAUUUUUUGGAAAAUAUAAACUAUAUGUCAUGAAGUGAAUAAAAAUGUUUGUGUAAAGAAAAA